AUGUCGUGCAAGAUUUUAUUACAAGCUCAGGAGUUGAAAAACAGAAGUAGAAGAAACCGUUGCCAGGUAUGAAGAAUGAAUGGAGCGAGAAAAAGAAGACAGAAGAAAAAAAAGCCCCCACCUGAGUUCAGUUUUGGUCACCGGCGUCAGCUUCAGGAGGGAAUCUCACUCCUUAGUUAGCUCUGUGACUCGACACUCUCCUUAACUAACUACAACACCUGCGCCUGGCACGAUUCUGCCACCAUUGUACUCUAUUGCGAACUUAUCACCAGCGAGUUUCCAGUCAACACCCGCUUAUUAUUGUGCCCCAAGAACAAGUCUUACUGA
Pocillopora meandrina is the source of this 327-nucleotide messenger RNA. The record is from the annotation of a GenBank genome assembly. Lineage: Eukaryota; Metazoa; Cnidaria; Anthozoa; Scleractinia; Pocilloporidae.